GGCCCAUUGGCUCCCGGCUCCAGCGCCGCUCCGUCCUCGCCUAGCCACCCGACCGUCGCCGCUGAGCUUCCCGCGACCAUCCACCGGCUGCCGCGCCCGUUCCUCCUCUCGGGGCCGUGCGCUAGGGUUUGGAGCCGCCGGCCGAAUCCCCGCCACUCCGCCCGUUCCUCUUCUCGGGACCGUGCGCUAGGGUUUGGAGCCGCCGUCCGAAUCCUCGUCAUGCCGCCCGUUCCUCUUAUCGGGGUCGUGCGCUAGGGUUUGGAGCCGGCGCCCGAAUCCUCGUCGCGCCGCCGUCUCCGGUGCCUCCAAGGAAGGCCGGCUUGCUCGUCAUACCACGAAACCUGCUCCUCCCCCCAUAGCCAUGGCAGACACCAAUAUGAAGUACAGGUUACGGGAAAUUGAGUUCCUGGGGAACCGUAAGCACAUCAUUGUUCUUCAAGAUGAUGCUGAAUGGUGUCCCCUUGUGGAAAUUUCAAAUAUUGUUCUGCUAAGGGAUGAAGUACCACAAGGCAUCACUAUUUGUAGAACAACUAAUGGAGAAAAAUAUGUUCGAAGGGUCACGCUGGACCAUCUUCUCUACACUUUUAUGUUGAGGAAGAUUCGUUUAGCUGUGCACAAGGGUCUUGCUACUGAAGACCAGAUGAAUGCAACCUUGCCAGUUAUUCUUGCAAACAUCCGUAGCCUAUCCACCAGCUUCAAUGUAUGUCCAGGAGGACUCAAAAGGACCAGUGAUCUUGAGGAUGGCAUGGAGAAACAAUUGUAUGGAAGUUUGGGUACUCAGAUAUACCAUGGAUUUUUGGUCGACUGUCAGGAUGCUGAUACAAGUGAGGCAGUUGGAAUGAAAACUUACCGUCAGUUACUUAAAGAAGUAGAAGACUUGGAGACCUCAACAUCUGAGGGCAAUAUUCAGAGAAGCACAGUGAUUCGGAAUUUUUCGAACAGUUCUAAGACCCAGCUCACUCCUUAUGGGUAUGUCCUUAGUCUAUAG
Molecule: messenger RNA, 988 nt
Organism: Panicum virgatum (switchgrass)
Lineage: Eukaryota; Viridiplantae; Streptophyta; Magnoliopsida; Poales; Poaceae
Exons: 4
Coding region: 362-988 (208 amino acids)
Biological process (GO): protein K48-linked deubiquitination
Cellular component (GO): cytosol; cell periphery
Molecular function (GO): K48-linked deubiquitinase activity; cysteine-type carboxypeptidase activity; cysteine-type deubiquitinase activity
Source: RefSeq, a predicted model, not a curated record